UGACACAGAUCCAAGUAUUAAAGAAACUGAAUACUAUAUUUACCCCACGUAGCUGCUACUCUGAAACUUGAGAAAUAUUACACAUUUGAAUCUGCACAUAAAUAGGGAAGAGUAGUGCAUCAUUUUUCAGACUGCACUGCUGAAAGUCUCGGACCUUUUUACAUCAUAAGCUACGAGGCCACUUGCAGGAGAAAUGAGACCGAAGAUCUAUCUGUUUGGAGACUCCAUCACUGAGGAGUCCUUCUCCCCCGGUGGAUGGGGUUCUUCUCUAGCACAUCACUUCGCCCGCACGGCGGAUGUGGUGUUGAGAGGGUAUAGCGGAUACAACACGAGAUGGGCUCUGAAGGUGAAAGAGAGGGUGUUUCCGGAGGCGGAGAGCGGCGAUGCUCCGGUGGCAGUGACGGUGUUCUUCGGCGCAAACGACGCCGUUAUCCCCGACCGAUGCGGUGGGUUUCAACACGUGCCUCUUGAUGAGUACAAGCAGAAUCUCCUCGACAUUAUCGCCUUUCUCAAGAAGCAAUGGCCGUCUACUCGCAUUAUCCUCAUCACACCUCCACCAAUCGAUGAAGCUGCACGUCUCCUGGACCCAUAUAUCAACAACCUUUCCGGGCUUCCUGAGAGGACAAAUGAGUCUGCGGGUAGAUAUGCCAAACAAUGUCUUGCUGCAGCGGCUGAAUGUGGAGUUCCGGCUAUAGAUCUCUGGACAAAAAUGCAGCAGUCUCCUGGAUGGCAAAAGGCCUGUUUGAGGGACGGUCUGCAUCUCACUGAGAAUGGAAACAAGGUUGUGUUUGAGGAAGUGAUAGGGCAGCUACGGGAAGGUGGAAUAAGUCUGGAGACUCUACCAGCGGACCUCCCGCUCUGGGCUGAGAUCGAUCCGAAUGAUCCACUCAAGUGUUUUGAAAAGUAGUUCAUUGAAGACAACCUUUUUGCUUCCGCUCUCUAUUCAGUGUACUUGCAAUGGGACGAUGUGGUUUUAUCACAAGCUUAAAUCCCAAGCAUACGGUUUGUGUCUGCUCACGUGGGUUGUUUUUGUCGAACUUGAUGUCUUGUAAAAUGCCUUAGGCAUUAUACAAUUUACUAUCUGUUUAAUUACUUCACCAUGAAGGAGAGAGUUCAUCAUUUCGUUCUGUAUGUGUACGUUAAGCAUUAGAUUGGCAUGCUGGCAGCCACAGAUGUUGUUCUAGGUGCUGCUAAUGAAGAUAGUCGAAAACAUCAUAUCUGGUUUUCUUAGCCGAUAAAUCCUUAAUUCAGAUUGAAUGGUAUGGGCUUAA
Molecule: messenger RNA, 1271 nt
Organism: Sesamum indicum (sesame)
Lineage: Eukaryota; Viridiplantae; Streptophyta; Magnoliopsida; Lamiales; Pedaliaceae
Product: SGNH hydrolase-type esterase superfamily protein
Molecular function (GO): hydrolase activity, acting on ester bonds
Source: RefSeq, a predicted model, not a curated record